This is a messenger RNA of Phycodurus eques (leafy seadragon), 1789 nucleotides long. RefSeq lists its product as uncharacterized. The record is from RefSeq and is a predicted model, not a curated record. Bases 62 to 1084 code for a protein of 340 amino acids. The transcript is spliced from 10 exons. Lineage: Eukaryota; Metazoa; Chordata; Actinopteri; Syngnathiformes; Syngnathidae.
UACCUGCCUCCCAUAGCGGGGACCCUCAGCCCCUUCUCGUCCUCACCUUCCGCCUUAGGCCAUGCUGGAAGCCAGCCACUUCCCGGAUGGCCCCCAUCACCCUGGGAAACAUCUGAUCUGGAUCAGAACACAUUUCAGCCUUUCUGUGCGCCCAGAGGGAUGGCGGAAGACAGCUGGUCUUCAAACCCAGCCACAUCCUCAGCAGCUUUCUUUGGAACCCCAGACCACCGAACACCCAAGAUUUCAAGACACAUUCCUGAGCCAAGUGUCCCUAAUUGAGCCCACCCUGGACUUCAAUCUAAACCAGACAGGGAGUCAGCAGCUCUUUGAAGAGGACAUCUUUAAGGGAUUUAUUGUGGACGAAUCUGAAACUGAUGCUUUUCAUUUCGGGAGUGAAAAAACAAAGAUAUAUCUCAAGGAUGAAGCAUCAGUUCAAGCUUCAACCCCACAAACUGUCCCUGAGCCACAGGCCUUUGAGGUGCAGCUGCCCAAUUGGAGCAUGAACGUUCCAGCAUGCCCGGAAUACCCAAUGAGCGGUUGGGGUUCUUCGCCAACUUCCUCUUUCAAAAGGGGUCACCUGAGUUCAAGCUCCAGUGAUAGUGAAGAAUGUUGUCAUCCGUUGGGAUUUUCUCCGAUGCAAGCCCUAGCCAACAGGCCGGAGUUUUGUGCAUGCCAGAAAGCACCCAGUGAAAGGACAGAUGCAGAAACUCAAACCAUCCACGGGUCCACUUUGAAGACAUGCGACGUCGCCACCCAGUGCACCCUGGUCUCAGACCCCUCUCCACCUGUUGAUGUGUCACUACAGCAGGAAGCCACUGGAGGGCACACUGGCUGCACAGAAGCUCCUGUCGAGGGAAGAGCAAAGAGUGGAAGGAGGCCAGCCCUGUGGAGAAAGAAGAAAUUCAACUCCUUAAGCAUUUUGAAUCUGACUCUUCGGCGUAAAAGCAGAAUGAGCUCACAGAUACUCCAGAACAUUUUGAGAAAAGUCAGCAAAGGAGGCUCGUGCCACAGCCCCCUGAUGGAGCGAGGCUGGACAACGCCACCGCCACCAUGGCGGGGGGGCAACUCUCCAGGAAAUAGCUGACAUUUUGCUCCUGCUGAAGCAAAGAAAGGAUAAGGAAUGAUAAGGAGGGGAAACAUACCUGUUCUGUGCAUGUUCAACGCUUUGUGGUAACCUCCCGCUGUCAUAGCAACACUGAAAUGAAACCCCAACGCAUUACUGAUUCACUGCUUUAUUUCUUUCCCCCAAUACGCACACAAUCAAAGAUAUUCUUUGAAAUAGAAUAUAAACUCUAGCAAAACAUUUGACAGCUUAGACAAUUACAUAUGCUAUACAUCACUCUAUCUGUCUUUCUCGACCUGGUCGAAAAGUGUAGGAAUGCACGAGGAACACCCCGGCACACAUAACUGUUCGGUGAGUGCACAGCGUUAACACGACUGCUAAAAGGCUAACACGACACACCGUGACAAAGUGCAGCCUGAAACAAUCACCGCAAAUAUUUGGUCACCAAUUGCACAGCCUGGAAAUGGAACUUGAACCUGCUGAAGUACAAAAUAGUCUUUUUUUUUUUUUUUAAACCACCUAACACAUUUGGAAGGGAAUGUCACUCCCCACGAUAAACAAAGUACAAGUAAUGACAGAAUUUGCGUAACUGAAUGACAAGGGAGAAUAUGUUUCGCAUAUUUAUAAGUUGUUCCCACUCUUUGAUAUACAGUCGCUGGAAUCGUUUUUUGACACAUCUCACUAUGAUCCAGUUGUUCAUUACUGCAAACUAAUAAAUCUGUUGAU